UUAAUAAAUAAGUUAAGUUAUGUCUACGCUACAGUUUUUACUUUUGAGCUGCUUGCUUUGCUCAAGCGGCGCUAAUGAGGCUGGACUGGUGGUUAAGAUUGGCGCCAUUUUCUUUGAUACGGAAAUGAAAUUAGCUGAAGCCUUCGACAUGGCAGUGGAGGAAAUAAAUUUGCAAAGCACAGAACUCAAUUUGGAGCCCGUCAAACACUUUGUAACAAUCGAUGAUAGCAUUUUGCUGCAGGAUAUAACUUGCGACUUGAUUGGAAAUGGUGUUGCCGCUAUUUUGGGACCAAGUUCAAAGGCAAGCAGCGAUAUUGUUGAAGUGUUGUGCAAUAUGACGGGCAUACCACAUCUGCAAUUCGAUUGGCAUCCACAGCCAAGUGCAAGGGAUCGCUAUAAUCACAAGUUGACUGUCAAUGUGGCGCCAUCGGAGCUGGUAUUAUCCAUGGCAUUAUACGAUAUAUUGCGUAGCAAGGCCUUUGACUGGAAAUCGUUCACUAUAGUGUAUGAAAAGGAUUCGCAUCUCGCACGUCUCCAGCACAUUCUUGCUUGGAAGCAACUGCAUAAGACUGGCAUAAAGCUGCAAGAGUUUGAACGUGGCGAUGACUAUCGCGUGCUCUGGAAACGCAUUAACAAUGGGCGUGAAAAGUUUGUGCUCUUGGACUGUCCCACAGAUAUAUUAACCGAUGUGAUCAAUGCUUCCAUAUCAUUCAAUAUGACAGGCUCCUUCAAUCAUUUAUUUAUAAACAAUCUGGACGCGCACAUAAGCGGCAUCGAACGCUUCUAUUCGCGUGAGUUUACCGUCGCCAUUGCCGCAGUCAGAAUACGCACCUAUAUGCCAUUGCCCGUGCAUGAUGAGAUCGAUGUGUUUCAUAGCGAAACGGAAGAGCGGUUCGUUUCAUUGGCCUCGCAGCUCAUCUAUGAUGCCAUUGUGCUGCUCUUUAACGCAUUGCAGCAGCUGAAUCAGCAGCCGGGUUUCUAUACGCCGCAAUUCAGUUGCGGACGCGGCUUCUGGCAGCCCGGACCGCAUCUAGUGCAGCAGAUGAAGCAGAUUACAGCCAAGCAGGUGAGGCCGCCUUAUAAGACGCAGCGCUUGCAAAUUACACCGGAUGGUCAGCGCGAGGACUUCAAUCUGGAAAUCUAUAAUCCGCUGAUAGAUUUGGUUACACAUAUUUGGAAUAAAGACUAUCAGCUGGUGAGCUUUGACAAGAUCAAGGAGAAUUCUACGCAAGCUUUGAAGCAGCGACGUCUGGAGCUUAAGGAGGAUUUCUCGCAGAAGCCUGUGCGCUAUACUGUGGCCACACGUGUGGGCAAGCCCUACUUUAGUUGGCGCAAGGAACCCGAGGGCCAGCACUUUGAGGGCAAUGAACGCUUUGAGGGCUAUGCGGUGGACUUGAUGUACGACCUGGCCAAGAUAUGUAAAUUCGAUUUUGUAUUUGAGCCAGUGAGGGAUAAUAAAUAUGGCAGCUAUGAUGCGGCCAGCGAUGAGUGGGACGGCAUAAUUAGGCAGCUAAUUGAUAAUAAUGCACAGAUUGGCAUUUGCGAUUUGACCAUAACGCAGGCUCGUCGCUCCGUCGUGGACUUUACGGUGCCGUUUAUGCAGCUGGGAAUUAGCAUUUUGGCGUAUAAGGAGCCACCACCAGCUGCGGAUGCGUAUGCGUUUCUGCGUCCCUAUGGCAUGGACGUUUGGCUUUACGUUAUGGUUGCCAUGUUAAUUACCGCAAUGGUGCUCAUACUGGCUGGACGCAUGGAUCCAUACGAAUGGGAGCAGCCCGUAUUGAAUGAGCGCAAUGAACAGGAGCGCGAGAACACUUGGCACUUGCAUAAUACCAUGUGGCUGGUCAUGGGCUCGAUAUUGAAUCAAGGCUGCGAUCUGUUGCCCAGAGGCUUAUCAAUGCGUCUGCUCAUUGCCUUUUGGUGGAUCUUUGCGCUGCUUAUAUCGCAAACUUAUAUUGCCAACUUGGCUGCCUUUAUUACCUCCUCGAAGAUUACCAACAGCAUCAACUCGCUGCACGAUCUGGUGGAUCAGAAUAAAGUGCAGUUUGGCACUAUACGCGGUGGCGCUACCUCGUUGUAUUUCUCCGAGUCCAAUGAUACGGAUAAUCGCAGAGCCUGGAACAAAAUGUUAACUGUUAAGCCAGAUGCAUUUACCAAAAACAAUGAAGAGGGCGUGGAUCGCGUUAAGCUCAGUCGUGGCAGCUACGCUUUUCUAAUGGAAACCACCAGCUUGCAGUAUUACGUUAAACGUAACUGCGAACUAACGCAGCUGGGCGAAAGUUUCGGCGAGAAGCAUUACGGCAUAGCAGUGCCAUUCAAUGCUCACUUUCGUUCCAACCUAAGCGUGGGCAUUUUAAAGCUAAGCGAAAAGGGCGUGCUGUAUAAUCUACGCAACAAAUGGUUUAAUUCCAACAUAACCUGUGAUAAUGCCGGACCCGCCAACGAUGCCGAUCAGUUCGAUAUGGAUGCACUGGGCGGACUUUUUGUGCUGCUUAUUGUGGGCGUGCUGGUGUCCAUUUUAAUUGGCAUCAUUGAGUUUAUUUGGCAUGCGCAUUGCAUUGCACUCAAGCAACAGAUAAGGCCCAUGCUGGCUUUGAAGGGUGAGUUCAACUUUCUUGUGCGCUUCUGGCUCAGGCGCAAGCCACUGCAAACAUAUCGUGUGAGUCGAGAUUCCACCUCCACGGGCUACUCAUCGCUUGAGCAGGUGUCCAGCAGUUCGACGGUAAAGAAGAGGCGGAAAAAAUCGAAAAAAAGCAGCGAGUAAAC
Molecule: messenger RNA, 2763 nt
Organism: Drosophila busckii
Lineage: Eukaryota; Metazoa; Arthropoda; Insecta; Diptera; Drosophilidae
Gene: GluRIIB
Product: glutamate receptor ionotropic, kainate 2
Exons: 13
Coding region: 20-2761 (913 amino acids)
Biological process (GO): monoatomic ion transport; synaptic transmission, glutamatergic; modulation of chemical synaptic transmission
Cellular component (GO): postsynaptic membrane; plasma membrane
Molecular function (GO): glutamate-gated receptor activity; transmitter-gated monoatomic ion channel activity involved in regulation of postsynaptic membrane potential
Source: RefSeq, a predicted model, not a curated record